Myotis myotis is the source of this 446-nucleotide messenger RNA. Its product is annotated as 60S ribosomal protein L34-like. The transcript has a single exon. NCBI's taxonomy places the organism in Eukaryota, Metazoa, Chordata, Mammalia, Chiroptera, Vespertilionidae. Gene Ontology annotation, biological process: translation. Gene Ontology annotation, cellular component: ribosome. Bases 1 to 414 code for a protein of 137 amino acids. Gene Ontology annotation, molecular function: structural constituent of ribosome. The record is from RefSeq and is a predicted model, not a curated record.
AUGUUUAGUGUCUCAUCCAAAAUCAGUGGUGGAUGGCUUUUUCCUCUUCCGGGGACGGUGACUUCAGGCGCUCAGGAUGUCCAGCAUUUGUCAUAUCAGUGGAGGCUGUCCUACCAUACAGCCUCUAACAAAACCAGGCUGUCCCAGGCCCCUGGUAAUAGAACUGUUUCCCUUUACACCAAGAAGGUUGGAGAGGCGCCAAAAUCUGCAUGUGGCACGUGCCUAGGCCGACUUCGAACAGUUUGUGCUGUGAGACCUAAAGUUCUAGUGAGGUUAUCUAAAAUGAAAAAACAUGUCAGCAGGGCCUGGCAUGAAUCCAUGUGUGCUAAACGUGUGGCCAUCGAGAGUGACAGUAUCAGGAAAAUUGUUGUGAAAGUAUUGAAGGUACAAGCACAGAGUCAGAAAGCUAAAUAAAAAAAUAAAGCCGUUUUGCUGGCCGGAGUGCC